UUCACAUUUUGACGUUUUUCGACAUGGAUCAUGAAUCACAAUACACGAAAGGUUCGUUCAGAGAACGACAAUGAACUUUUGGAUGUACGUUGCCACAGGUGCACGACAUGUUUUGUAAUGCAUAAAAAUUUACAGAUUUUUUUCAUUUGUAUUUGGAAAAGUAUCAAAAUUGAAAAAAAAGUAUCUCUCCAAAAUUCAUCGAAAAAUGUAUCAGUUUUGAUCCACUUGGAUCAAAACGGUCACACUGGUCUGAACCUAGAAAACUCAAGGUUGCCUCGAAUACUGGCGGAAGAGACGCUGCAGAAAGCUACUUAUUGGGUAAAAGGCUGGAACGAUAUUGUCCAUAAGGCAAAUAUGGAGGCUAUAACAGACUUCUCUCCAAAUGUACUAGGCAGUUACAUCCCUACGUUACUGGAUAAGCUUGUUAAGAAUGAGUUCUGUAUGUUUGUUGAAUGUGCCCAAAAGUUAACUUCUCGUGACCUGUACCCACAGUUUGUUCCAUUAUCACAAACAUAUUUUAGUGAUGAAUUUAGCAAGAACAACAUAAGUUUGAUUCUUCGCGAUUAGCUUUGUAUAAGUAUCUACGAGAA
This is a messenger RNA of Rhagoletis zephyria (snowberry fruit fly), 590 nucleotides long. RefSeq lists its product as uncharacterized. The record is from RefSeq and is a predicted model, not a curated record. NCBI's taxonomy places the organism in Eukaryota, Metazoa, Arthropoda, Insecta, Diptera, Tephritidae.